Molecule: messenger RNA, 2043 nt
Organism: Branchiostoma floridae (Florida lancelet)
Lineage: Eukaryota; Metazoa; Chordata; Leptocardii; Amphioxiformes; Branchiostomatidae
Exons: 2
Coding region: 23-1855 (610 amino acids)
Biological process (GO): signal transduction
Molecular function (GO): protein binding
Source: RefSeq, a predicted model, not a curated record
CAUGUGAAUAAUUUACUACAAUAUGGCGGAGGCAAUAGGCACUACCGAUACUCCACUGGUUGACAAGAUUGUACAAGAAACAGCAAGAAGAGAAGAGGACCGAAACGGAGCAGAAGCCAAUCAUGUGCGCAAAAAACAGGUCAGGAUCAUUUUACCAACAGAACUUGACGACUCUGACCUAAAAACUGAAGGGACAGAAGCCACGGAAACGGAAACCGGUGUAGAAACAGACGCAAGUCCACGGAGAAAAGGUAAGAAAUACCUUCGACCUCUACAAAACUACCUACGGUCCAGUCGAGACAGGUGGCUGAAACUUCUACCGGCGAUUCCCGAAAUAUCGUCUACGAAAGAACCGCCCGAAUCCUACGAAGAGGUUACAAAAGCGAUCAAAACAGCCUUGCAAAAAUGUGACGGUCUUCUUAUAUCGGUGCCAUACUUAACCACAGAGGUGAGCUUUCUACAAACUGUGGAAGAUGUGCUACUUCGUUUUAAAGACACGUUGGACGUUGGCAAAUUGUCGGACUUCAAAACGCUACAAAAUCUUGUCUUCAUGGUGCGAUCUAAAGAACAGUAUCAAAAGGAGGCGGACGCCUUGAUAGAGUUUCAAACGGCGGCCGGCAGUGCAAUAAUGCAACUAGAGAAAGUUUUCAGGAUACUUAAAGAAGAAGUGCUCUUCUUUCUCAGAACGUUUUGUACGGGAGAAAGGGAGCAAGAGAAAUGCCGAGAGAUCUUAGAAAAGAAUGUCGAUGGAAUCCAACGUCUUUUAAACAGUAAAGUGAGCGAAGUGGAUUCGAAUAUCUUUAGUUAUGGCCAACUGUCUUGUCAAGUAGCGAUUGACGUGGUCAACUGGAAAAACUUUCCGAUUUUGCGAGUAAUCCCUGACAUUGUAGACAGGUGUUACGAUGCAAUAAAACAAGCCAACACAUGGCUAACUGAUGACUCGGAAUACGUGUCAAGACUUAAAAGAAGGGUCGAAGAAAACCGAAGAACAGUUAGUGACAUCCGAACUCGGAUCAUCAUAGCAAAUCUCCAACGCAACGUUCUGGAGAACACAUCCAAGAACGUAAACAGAGAGGUGAGACAAAGAAAAAGGCGGCUGCACCAAAUCCAAAGGGAGGUAAAACAACUCGAAGAUGAAAAGGCGAGCAGAGAAGCACAAUUGGGCGACACGAAACCGUCAACAAAUCCGACAAAGACACACGGGUUGACCUCUGACCUUGGGAACGUGACCGCCUCCUUGCACCUGGAUUCAAAAUGGCGGCUCGAAGAAGAGCUAAGAAAUAUCAACGUGGAACUUUCAAAGCGAAAAAUUCGUCUCCAAGAAGCAGAAUUAAGUCUAGAAGAGUACAUAUUUGGCCAUGGACAAGAUCGGGAAUACUUACAGACCCAGAUAAAGAAAAAUGAGGAAAAAUCCGACGUGCUACGCAAGGAAUUAGCCGAGGCGUUUGAGAAACUGGCUUCUUGGGAAUCCCUCCUGCAGGAAAAGACGGGUCGAAAAAAGAUCGCAGAAAAAUUCUGGGCUGCCACCGACAAAACGUCUGGUCGUGAAAGUUAUGAAGAGCUGGAAAGUGUCCUGGAAAUCCUUCAGGAAGAACUGGGACCAAAAUGGCGCCGUUUCGUCCGCCAUCUUCCCGGGCCCCGUCAGGUCAUUGACGUCGAUAUAGAGAGCAUCAAAUCAGCGCACCCCCUCUACCGGGAGGACCAGAUCUACCAUGCAUUAUCGCUGUGGAGGAAACGUAACCCACAACACGCUAAUGUUGACAGUAUUCUCAAAGCGCUGGAGAAAUGUGGACUUCUUGGCAUCAGAGAAAAGGCGCUCAGGGUACUAGGAAGACGACCAUAUGCUACAGUUUAGUUUUCUUGGCAGUGUUUCUUGAACAAAAUCAACUUGUAAUAGACAUUUCUGCUGAACGUUUGCCAGUUUUCCAAGAACGAUGAGGAUUGGCUCUUCUUCGCUAGGUGUCGUUGCUGCACAGUCAAAGCCAUUUGUUUAUAUCGGCAUUGCUAACAGUUGUACAGCAAAUAAAUUCUUUUGUAUCUUGA